Messenger RNA from Ilyonectria robusta, 1089 nucleotides. RefSeq lists its product as uncharacterized. The transcript has 2 exons. The record is from RefSeq and is a predicted model, not a curated record. Lineage: Eukaryota; Fungi; Ascomycota; Sordariomycetes; Hypocreales; Nectriaceae. The coding region runs from base 381 to 872 and encodes 163 amino acids.
CUUAGACACGGGCCUUGAUCCCCCUGCAAUUCGCGCUAAAUAACUCCUAUGCCUCCGCUAUUAAAUAAGCACCCAGCGAGCUACUCACCGGUAUGCGUAUGGAUGACGGACUGCGAUACUUGGGAGAAGGAAGCAAUAUCCUCCCCCGGGAUAUCCUCCGGGAAGAAGCCCGUCUGGCCGUCGCGGAAGCCCAGGCAGCCAUAAAACGCCAAUACGACUCGAACCACCGACCCACCGAGUAUAAACCAGGGGAUUGGGUAUGGUUGCGGCUUGGGAAAGGAUAUAACGUAGCCGACGACCGCGUCCCCAAGCUGAAGACAUAACGCACCGGGCCCUACAAGAUCCUCGAGCGAGUCGGACACCUGGCAUACCGGUUGGAUAUGGCUAACAAUCUGAACAUUCACCCGGUAGUGUCGGUAGUGUACCUCAAGCUGGCUCAAGAACCGAAGGCACGGCCCGGACCGGUGCAUGUCGAGGAGACCGGAUCAACUCAAUGGCGAGAGGAUACGGGACACUGGGAAAUCGAGAAAAUCAUCGACACCCGGAGGAUCAAGCGAGGAAAACGGAAAACGACGGAGUACCUGGUCGUCUGGAAGGGAUACCCGAGCAACUAUAACCUCUGGCUGGAGGAGAGUGCUAUCGCAGCGGAUGACAAAAUCGAGGAGUUUCAUCGGAACCAGAUCGAUGUCAAGGCCCUGAAAAAGAACCCCCGGCAAGACGCAGGAGGGCCUGCGGAGUCUUCAUCCGACGAGGGGGAGGACCCCAAGGAGCCAGCAAGCAAGGGCGGCAAGAACGACGGGCCAGAAGCCCAGACUCCCAAGCGCCGGACAUGCAGGCAGGAAAGCAGCAACCACCGACCAGUACGGACCUGAUACUGGCCAAACGACCCACUGAGGAAGCCCGACUAAGGAGUGGAAGGAAAACCCAAAGGACGCGCCCGAGGCCACCCCAGCCGAGUCCUAAGGGAAGACAAACGCGACCAAGUGGUCGGGAUAGAGCGAGGAGAUGAUGAGGCUGAGUGGCCAGGACGGAGGAAUAGAACCAUAACUGACCGGUGGAAGUCUACCUGGGAAUGCCUACGGUCCGCGG